AAAAGAAGGAGGAGAGAGGCACAGCACAGGAAUAGAGAGAGAGAUGGGAAAACCCACUAUUUCAAUUCUAGUUUUGAUCUCUUCUGUGUUCCCUCUUCUCUUCACACUUGUCUCUGCAAACAUUUCACCAGGAACAACCCUUAGCCCAAACUCCAACACCAGCUGGAAAUCUCCCAACAGCACUUUUUCUCUGGGCUUUAUCUCCGUUCCUUCGGCCAAUUCACCUUCCUUCACCGCUGCAAUCUCCUACUACGGAAUUCCAGUCUGGAAAGCCGGAGGUGAUUCCGGCACCGUUGAUUCUAGUGGAGUCUUUCAGUUCCUCCAAAACGGCGAUCUUCGUCUCCUCAACGGUAACGGCAGCGUUGUCUGGGAAUCCGGCACAGCUAAUCGUGGCAUUACGACUGCAACACUCGACGAUUCAGGUAAUCUCUCUCUGAUGAACGGCUCUGUUACUGUUUGGUCCACUUUCCAGAACCCAACAGAUACGAUUCUACCGACCCAGAAUUUUACUACUGCGAUGGUUCUUCAAUCUGGGUUUUACUCUUUUAAUCUUCUCAGCAGGGGUAAUCUUACUCUUAAAUGGAAUAACACCAUAGUGUAUUGGAACCAAGCUUUGAAUUCUAGUUAUUCGAACUUGACUUCUCCUAGUUUGACCAUCCAAUCUAUUGGAACUGUUACGAUUAAUGAUCCCACGCUUUCUAGCCCUGUUAUUAUGGCUUAUAGCAGUGAUUACGGAGAGGGUACCGAUGUUCUUAGGUUUCUGAAGUUGGAUUCUGAUGGUAAUUUAAGGAUUUAUAGCUCUGCUAGGGGUUCUGGUGCGGAUGUUGAGAGAUGGGCAGCUGUUGCAGAUCAGUGUAUGGUUUUUGGGUACUGUGGUAACAUGGGCAUCUGUAGCUAUAAUGAUACAAGCCCUAUUUGUGGUUGUCCAUCUGAGAAUUUCGCUCUUGUGGAUCCGAAUGAUAGCAGAAAGGGGUGUCAGAGGAAGGUAGCGCUUGCAACUUGCCCUGAUAGCACAGUCAUGUUGCAAUUGGACCAUGCCCAGUUCAUGACUUUCCCUCCUGAGAUCUCUAACCAGGUCUUCUAUGUUGGGAUUACUGCUUGUAGCUCGAAUUGCCUUCAAGGAGUAUGCACGGCAUCCACCUCCCUAGCUGAUGGAACGGGCGAGUGCUACAUUAAAACUUCAAACUUCAUUAGUGGGUAUGUGUCCCCAGCGCUUCCUAGUACUUCUUUUGUAAAGGUCUGUGGUCCAGCAAUGCCGAACCCGCCUCCAUCUGGGGGUAUAAGUGGUAGUAAGGCAUGGAAUUUGCCAACAUGGGUAGUCCUGGUUGUGGUUGCAGUUACUCUGCUGGUCUUGGUCCUUUUGGAGGGUGGAUUGUGGUGGUGGUGCUGUAGGAACAGCCCCAAGUUUGGCAGAUUGUCGACUCAGUAUGCACUUCUUGAAUAUGCUUCUGGUGCACCAGUCCAGUUUUCAUAUAAGGAUCUCCAGCGUGCCACUAAGGAGUUCAAGGAGAAGCUUGGAGCAGGAGGGUUUGGGGCUGUAUACAAAGGGAUUCUUGCCAAUAGAACGGUGGUUGCAGUGAAACAACUCGAAGGGAUUGAGCAAGGAGAAAAGCAGUUCAGGAUGGAGGUUGCAACUAUAAGUAGUACUCACCAUUUGAAUUUGGUGAGGUUGAUUGGGUUCUGCUCUGAAGGUCGUCACAGGCUGCUGGUUUAUGAGUUCAUGAAAAAUGGAUCCCUUGAUAAUUUGCUCUUCACUUCAGAAGAGCCAUCAGGGAGAUUGUUGGAUUGGGAGACUCGAUUCAGCAUUGCGUUAGGGACUGCACGGGGGAUCACCUACCUUCAUGAAGAGUGUCGGGACUGCAUUGUCCAUUGUGACAUAAAGCCAGAGAAUAUUCUGUUGGAUGAUAACUAUAAUGCCAAGGUCUCAGAUUUUGGCCUUGCAAAGCUUAUAAAUCCAAAAGACCAUAGGUAUCGAACCUUAACAAGUGUCAGAGGGACAAGAGGAUAUUUGGCACCAGAGUGGCUUGCCAACCUUCCAAUUACUUCCAAAUCUGAUGUCUACAGUUUUGGUAUGGUGUUGUUGGAGAUAGUGAGUGGACGAAGGAAUUUCGAAGUCUCUGAAGAUACAGGUCGAAAGAAAUUUUCUUUGUGGGCAUAUGAAGAGUUUGAUAGGGGAAAUGUAGAGAGAAUUGUAGAUAAAAGGCUGGUUGAACAUGGGAUGGACAUGGAGCAAGUGAUCAGAGCAAUUCAGGUUAGCUUCUGGUGCAUCCAGGAGCAGCCAUCUCAGAGGCCAGUGAUGGGUAAAGUGGUGCAGAUGCUGGAAGGUAUUACAGCAACUGAGAAACCACCAGCGCCAAAGGCCACAGCAGAAGGGUCUGUGAGUGGCACCAGCAUGAAUGUCAGCAGUACUGUCAGUGCCCUCUCCACUUUUGCAACUUCAGUCCCAGUUGCCUCCUCAUCUUCAUCAUUUCAAGCCCUGGGAGUUUCAUCAUCUCUGUCAGGUAGGAACAUUGAAAGAACUUCAUCAUCCCUAGAGCAAUCAAAUUGAAUUUUAAUUGAGCCCCUUUCUUCACUUCUGUAAUUUGUACACUACGACUGCCUUCUGGCCCCUAAUUUCCUGAAGCUUAUCUUCUCGAAGAAACUGAGGAAAAUGAAUGUGGCUAUGCUUUUGUUAUUACAUUAUGAUGAAGUAGUCACAAUUACUUGUAAUUCCUGUAAUUUGUAUAGUGCUAUGCUUUUAAAUGUUUGAGAGAUUGCCAUCAUUAGAUGUACUGUUUUUCAAUUCAAGUGUAACAAAGUUUGUUUAUUACCUACUACUCA
This is a messenger RNA of Telopea speciosissima, 2820 nucleotides long. Its product is annotated as G-type lectin S-receptor-like serine/threonine-protein kinase At1g34300. The coding region runs from base 44 to 2548 and encodes 834 amino acids. The transcript has a single exon. Gene Ontology annotation, molecular function: protein serine/threonine kinase activity; ATP binding. Gene Ontology annotation, biological process: recognition of pollen; protein phosphorylation. Lineage: Eukaryota; Viridiplantae; Streptophyta; Magnoliopsida; Proteales; Proteaceae. The record is from RefSeq and is a predicted model, not a curated record.